AUGAGCACCUGCGACGUCAAGGAGUAUCUGGCCAGGAAGGAGAUUCCGCAGCUCUUCGAGAGUUUUAUUAAUGGAUUAAUGUGCCACAAACCUGACGAUCCAAUAGAAUAUCUGGAAGGAUGUUUACAGAAAGUGAAGGAACUGGGAGGAGCAGAAAAAGUGAAAUGGGACACUUUUGUCAGUCCAGAAAAAAGGACCCUACCUCCACUUAAUGGCAGCCAGUCAAGAAGGUCAUUCUUCAGGAAUGUCAUGCCAGACAAUCCCAACUUUCCUUAUCGGCGGUAUGAUCGACUCCCUCCAAUCCACCAGUUCUCCAUAGAAAGUGACACAGAUCUCUCAGAAACUGCUGAACUCAUUGAGGAGUACGAUGUCUUUGACCCUACAAGACCUCGGCCUAAAAUCAUCCUUGUCAUAGGCGGUCCAGGAAGUGGGAAGGGAACCCAGAGUCUGAAAAUUGCAGAACGUUACGGAUUUGAGUACAUCUCUGUUGGUGAAUUGUUAAGAAAGAAGAUCCACAACACAAGCAGUAAUAGAAAAUGGAGCCUGAUUGCUAAAAUAAUUACCACAGGGGAAUUGGCCCCACAGGAAACAACUAUUACUGAGAUAAAGCAGAGAUUAAUGCAGAUCCCCGAUGAAGAAGGAAUUGUUAUUGAUGGAUUUCCAAGAGAUGUGGCCCAGGCUAUUUCCUUUGAGGACCAAAUCUGCACCCCAGAUUUGGUAGUGUUUUUGUCCUGCUCAAAUCAGCGACUGAAAGAACGGCUAAUAAAACGUGCUGAGCAGCAGGGGAGGCCAGAUGACAACCUCAAAGCUACACAGAGACGCCUAGUGAAUUUUAAGCAGAAUACUGUUCCGCUGGUUAAAUAUUUCCAGGAAAAGGAUCUGAUCAUGACUUUUGAUGCUGACAGAGAUGAGGAAGAAGUAUUCCAUGACAUAAGCUUGGCUGUUGACAACAAAAUGUUUCCCCCCAAAGACCAUGUGGCAGGUCCAUGUGAACUUGAUCUUAAUCUCAUUGUGGACUCCGGAGAUAUUGCAGAUACAGAAUUUGACUUUGAAGACCAGGGAGAGCAAAACUUGAAUAUAUGUGGUCAGAGUUCAUUCGGAGAUCUCUCAAAAGACCUGAAGAAGCCAAACAUAAUUUUCGUAUUUGGUGGACCCGGAUCUGGCAAAGGAACCCAGUGUAAGAAAUUAGCACAAAAAUAUGGAUUCACUCACCUGUCCACAGAAAAUCUCCUCCAGCAGGAAAUGUCAUCAUUGUCAGAAAGAAGUAAGACCAUAAGAGACUUAAUGGAAAGUGGCGAAGUCAUACCAGGGGAUAUUGUUAUGGAACUCCUGAACGAAGCUAUGGAUGCCAAUUUAGGAGACACAAAGGGUUUCCUGAUUGAUGGUUAUCCCCUGGAAGUCAAGCAAGCAGAAGAGUUUGAGAGCCAGAUUGCAGAGCCAUCCCUGGUGCUCUGUAUGGAAUGUUCCUCUAAGACAAUGAACAGUCGUCUUCUGGAACAAAGUCAAAGCAACCAGUGCCUCAUGGACAAUGCUGAAGUCAUCAUGCAGCGAACUGAAAGUUACUACCAGACAUCUGAGCCUGUGAUUGCAUAUUAUGAAACCAAAAUUCCAGUGUUUAAGAUAAAUGCAGAAAGGACACCAGAAGAAGUUUUCCUUGAAGUAUGUUCCUCAGUCAAUAUUUUUCUGAAGCAGGAAGAAACAGCAUCAUCUCUUGCACUUCAUACACAGUAACUGCAGUUCUCUGUCACACAAA
This is a messenger RNA of Gekko japonicus, 1753 nucleotides long. It is a transcript of the gene AK5, whose product is annotated as adenylate kinase 5. Bases 1 to 1731 code for a protein of 576 amino acids. The record is from RefSeq and is a predicted model, not a curated record. The transcript is spliced from 15 exons. Gene Ontology annotation, cellular component: cytosol; cytoplasm. Gene Ontology annotation, molecular function: ATP binding; nucleoside diphosphate kinase activity. NCBI's taxonomy places the organism in Eukaryota, Metazoa, Chordata, Lepidosauria, Squamata, Gekkonidae. Gene Ontology annotation, biological process: nucleoside triphosphate biosynthetic process.